This is a messenger RNA of Laccaria bicolor S238N-H82, 174 nucleotides long. RefSeq lists its product as uncharacterized. The record is from RefSeq and is a predicted model, not a curated record. The coding region runs from base 1 to 174 and encodes 57 amino acids. Lineage: Eukaryota; Fungi; Basidiomycota; Agaricomycetes; Agaricales; Hydnangiaceae. The transcript has 3 exons.
AUGAGGUUGGCUUAUCAUCUUUCAUGCCCAGCGAAGACUCAUCAGCAGGAAAAUGUCGCUCAGAGUAACAAGCGCCUAAAGUUUAUCACGGGCCAAGCCAAGGGCGUAUCUGAUCACCAACUCACUGUGCUGGCGACAAGCUCGAGGACGCCAGAAUCGUUGAAUUUAUCUUAA